AGCCCUGAACGUUAGAGGGCCGGGUGAUUUAAGAGGGGGAGGAUUACAAGCUCCUACUUUCCAUCUAAGGGUCUCCGUGGAGUAUCAAACUACCACGUCUGCAGCGGGGAGAGAGGGAAGCGCAUAGGGGAUCAAAAUAAGAGAAGUGGAGGAUAGGGAAGAGAGAACAGCGAGGAGUUGGACUGCUUCACGAAAACAAAGUCGGCUGCAGCAUCUGGAGCAAAGCGCAAACCUAACUUGGACAUAAAAUAGGCACAGCCCCCCUUUUCAGACUUCCUGCUACAAGUAACUUCCGAUAAUUUGGUUAAAAUUUGCCUAGACGUGAGAAGAAUGCACAGACUGGACAAGUACUCUUCCCGUUUUAUUUAACUCGAGUAAUAAGUUGCGGAGACGUGCUGUUGCAUAAUCCUCUGGAAGCGUUUUGUGCUUUCCGCUAAGUCGAUAUCGCUUGCGCCUGGACAUACGUUUGGGGAUCCCUGUUGUUAAGAUAAUGUUUUGACAAAUACCAAGUAUUGCACUUAGUGUUGCACAGAAAUCUAUCUGCGUUUAACUGUUUUUGGAGAGUCAAGUAAUGGCACCAGUGCUGAAAUCGCUUGUCCGAUUGCUGCUGCUGGCAGCGGUGUGGGAGCUGAGCGCACAGGAACCGACGGAGCGACAGAUCAAUCCAGAGUCAUGGCUGCAGCAGUACGGCUACCUGCCCCCAGGGGACAUGAGGACUCACGCUCUCCGCUCCCCUCAGUCCAUCUCCUCAGCUAUCGCUGCCAUGCAGAGGUUCUACGGCCUCACAGUCACCGGCACCUUUGACGAAAAGACCACUGAGGCCAUGAAACGACCACGCUGUGGAGUGCCAGAUAAGUUUGGUGCCGAGCUGAAGAGCAACCUGCGAAAGAAGCGCUACGCCAUCCAAAGCCUGAAGUGGGACAAGAGAGACAUCACUUUCUCCAUACAGAACUACACGCCGAAGGUGGGUGAGUACGAGACCCACGAAGCCAUCAGGAAGGCCUUCAGGGUGUGGGAGAGCGUCACCCCACUUCGAUUUCGGGAAAUUCCCUACAGUUACAUACGGGAUAAGGUGGAGGACUUUGCUGACAUCAUGCUGUUCUUUGCUGAGGGUUUCCAUGGUGACAGCAGCCCAUUCGAUGGCGAGGGUGGCUUCCUGGCACAUGCCUAUUUCCCUGGCAAUGGCAUUGGUGGUGACACCCACUUUGAUGAAGCUGAGCCGUGGACAAUUGGAAACCAGAAUCUGUUUGGUAAUGAUGUAUUCCUGGUUGCGGUGCAUGAAUUGGGCCACGCUCUGGGUAUGGAGCACUCCAGUGACCCAUCAGCCAUCAUGGCUCCCUUCUACCAGUGGAUGGACACUGAAAACUUCCGGCUUCCUGAUGAUGACCUCAGAGGCAUACAGCAACUCUAUGGAUCUGGAUCAGGCCCUCAGCCCCCUCCUGUAACACCCCGUCCACCUUACGACAACCCUGAGCCCACUUAUGCACCAGACACGCCUCGCUUUGGCCCCAACAUCUGCGAUGGACACUUUGAUUCCAUUGCCAUGUUCAGAGGAGAAAUGUUUGUGUUCAAGGAUAAGUGGUUCUGGCGAGUACGGCACAACCGCGUGUUGGAUGGAUACCCCAUGCCAAUGGGUCACUUCUGGAGGGGUUUACCCACUAAUAUCAAUGCAGCUUUUGAACGUGAGGAUGGUAAAUUUGUCUUCUUUAAAGGGGACAAGUACUGGGUGUUCAGUGAAUCUGUUCUAGAUUCUGGUUACCCUAAGAGUCUGACAGAAAUGGGCACUGGGCUUCCCAGUGAUCGAAUAGAUGCUGCUCUCUACUACACACCCACUGGACAGACGUACUUCUUCAGAGCAAACAAAUAUUACCGUUUCAAUGAAGAAACACGAGCUGUUGACGAUGGCUAUCCAAAAUCUAUUAGUGUGUGGCAGGGAGUGCCUGACAAUAUCAAGGCAGCCUUCAUGAGCAAAGACCAAGCAUACACCUACUUCUACAAAGCCAACAAGUACUGGAAGUUCAACAACCAGAUGAUGCGUGUGGAACCAGGAUACCCCAAAUCGGCCCUUCGUGAAUGGAUGAGGUGCCCCAAUGACGAUCCCAAGACAGACGGAGGAAGAGGUGGAGGCGGACACGACAAGGAUAAGGAAAGAGAAAAGGACAAGGAGCGGGAGGAUAAGGACAGAACUAGAGAUAAAGAGAGGGAGAGAGAGAGGGAGAGAGUGUGGGAAAGAGAGAGGGAGAAGGAGACAGGGAAGGAUACUGAAGUGGAUGAGGAGGGAGGGGCAAGUGGCGGAGCCGGAGCAGCUGCAGUGGUGGUGCCUCUGUUCCUGUUAGUCUGUGUGAUCGCAACGCUGGCAGCUUUGGUGUUUUUUCAUCGGUACGGUACCCCACGCCGACUCCUCUACUGCCAACGAUCGUUACUUGACAAGGUGUAGACAGUGGAGGGAGGGGAAGGAGGGGGAGGGAGAAAGACAGGGAGAGAAUUAAAAACUAUGGAAGGAAAUGAUGAAUACAGAUAAUAGAGAGCGAGAGAAAGAGAACAGGAAAAAGAGCAGAAGGAAAAGUGCCAGACUUGCAUUUUGAGAUAUUUUCACCACUGCCAGAUUCCUUUUGCUCUAUCUCUCAACCGCUUUUGUCUUUUUUCUCUCCCUUGUUUCUCUGCCUCGCUCCUCAUGAUUACUGACGCCAGCUCAUUGCUGUUUGUUUUAGCCUUUUACAGAUGUCUUACUUUUAGGUUUUGUCAGUGGUCAGUGUUUACGUCCUUGUGAAUUUCCGCUUCAAACCUGCAUCUUCCUGAUGCCCAUCCUAGCAUGUUCCUUUGAGUAAGCAAACUAUUUGUUUGAUCAUUGUUCUCCCUUGUUAACCUGUGCACGCUCACAUAAACACACACAUUUGGAAACCACAGAAGUAGUGGCGUUGUUUUUAAUCUUCCAGUAAAGCAACAUGUCAGAGCCAGUAUGAAAAGUAAAAGCAGAAAUAAACAUUAUUGUUAUGAAGCAUGAGAAGCACAUUCAUAUCAGAGUAAAGCAUACUUUUCCUUUUUUAUAUCAAUGUCUUUAGUGGUAAUUAUUAUUAUAAAUGAUAUCAUUAUUAUUAUUAGUAUUACUAUUAUUGUUGUUGUCCUCUUUGUAAAGAAUGUGUUUUUGUACAUUGUCAUUAAAAAGUCCUGCUGGACAGUGACAUACAGUUUUGAAAGUGGCCUUAAUUUUAUAUAUGUGGGGACAGUGAAUGGGGAAAGGGGUUAUGUAUUCUUGAAACUUGAUUGUUUUUUUUUUUAUCUUGACUCUAUCUCAAAUGAAAAUAAAUGGAAGAUCUGAAAAUGACUCCUUUUUGUCAUUGCACUUGUUUACAGUUUUCAAAUCAUGGUGCUACAUUACUAGUCAGGGGCUAGAAGUAGUUUAACAACAAUGAUGAUACUAGUAAUGAUAAUAAUAAUGAUAAUGAUCUAGUUUUCUCAAUGAGAUUUUAUGUGUCCUCAUAUUUUUAACCUUUUCUUACAAAAUAAAGUGAUUUCAAAAGA
This is a messenger RNA of Monopterus albus (swamp eel), 3522 nucleotides long. RefSeq names its product matrix metallopeptidase 14b (membrane-inserted) (gene mmp14b). Gene Ontology annotation, biological process: skeletal system development; collagen catabolic process; zymogen activation. Gene Ontology annotation, cellular component: plasma membrane; extracellular matrix. Gene Ontology annotation, molecular function: zinc ion binding; metalloendopeptidase activity. Lineage: Eukaryota; Metazoa; Chordata; Actinopteri; Synbranchiformes; Synbranchidae. The record is from RefSeq and is a predicted model, not a curated record.